UCGCACAUACUUCGCAGCAGAGAAGGAAAACAGAGAGCGAGACCGAAGAUGGUGAACCAGGAGACCGGAUCGCACCGGAGCUCGACCGCCGUCGCCGCGUUGAAGCUCCUCUGCAGCUACGGCGGGAUCAUCCUCCCCCGCAGGCCCGACGGCCGCCUCCGCUACGUCGGUGGACUCACCAGAAUCCUCGCCGUCGAUCGCUCCGUCUCUUACGCCGAGCUGACGGUGAAGCUCGCGGAGUUCUGCGGCGUCGCCGUCGCGCUGAAGUGCGAGCUGCCCGGCGGCGACUUGGAGACGCUGGUCUCCAUCAAGUCCGACGAGGAUUUGGCCAACCUGAUCGAGGAAUACGACGAGGCUUCGCUGAGAUCGAGAUCUUCUUCUUGUCCUCCUCCUCCUCCUGGCGCGCCGCUCAAGAUCAGAGCCGUCCUCUUCGAGCGGGGACCGCGCAAGCAAGCCUCCCCGCCUCCAUCGCUGUCGCCGUCGCCGUCCGCCGCGUCGAGCUCCAGCUCUUCUCCUCGCGAGUCGCUAAGGCACGGGAUCUGCGAUUGGAGCUUCUCGCCGAGAGUCGCCGCCGGCGCCGGGUGCCGCGGCGGAUCUCCGGUGGUGAUCGGUCGCUAUCGCGGCUUCUACGGUGUCGGACUGCCUGGAGUUGCGUGCGCCGCUGCUCACUGCCGCCGCAAUUACUGCCGAUAGUGAAGCAGGGCCUCGUACCUCGUAGCAGUAAGUAGGGCCCAUGGAAAUCGAGGAAGUCACGGUUCAGCAGCGGUAGGAAAUUAGAAUCUUACAGAAUAGGGACAGAAGAGGAUGAUGACGAUGGAGGCUAUACUAUAGUUUUGAUUCUGAUUCGCGAGGGGGGGUGGGGAAGAUGCCCCUUCCCCUGCCCCCAUCCUCGUCGCUUUUCACUUCAUCUUUGUUCUUACAAAAUUCCGAAGGACCGUAUCUUGUCUGAAGCAGCAUCUGCGUCUUGUCGAUCCACCUCUCGUCGCUCGUUCCUCGCUCCUGUUCGUGCCAUGAUGGCACGCCGAAUCACCGAUGCUCGAUCCGCGCGAAAGCAAAAGCUCGGUACGUGUUUCGAAGCUGUGGAGGCUCGUGGGCUGUGGAUGGGACACGUGUAAGUGCUCCCCUCCUCGAUGGUUUUCCUUCGCGCUUUGCAAGACGUGGGUUUUCUGGUUUUUUGGAGUGGGGAAUCGGUUCUCAAAGUGACUAGGCAUACCUCGCACCGAUACGGAUACGGUUAUUAUACUCGUAUGGAUCGAAUACAUCAUCGUAGAAAGUGAUAACUAGCUCUAUCCAUUGCUCUG
Molecule: messenger RNA, 1301 nt
Organism: Syzygium oleosum
Lineage: Eukaryota; Viridiplantae; Streptophyta; Magnoliopsida; Myrtales; Myrtaceae
Exons: 2
Coding region: 49-693 (214 amino acids)
Molecular function (GO): protein binding
Source: RefSeq, a predicted model, not a curated record